AUAGUAAGCUACCAUCUUUGACUUUUACUGAACUAUGCUGUGACCCUCUCUACGCACGCCUCCGGGCCCCUAUGUACUUACAUACCUGACAUUUCCGGAUAUACCUGGAGGGGUAGAAGAAGAAGACAGAGCCGAUGAUAGCCAUCUGGUCUGGCUUCGGCGUCUUCCACCUCUUUCUGUUUUCUUUCUCUGUUUUCUUUUUUUUUCUUUUUUUUUUCUCCCCUUCACCCACCACUCACCCCCUCUCCCCACUGCUGAUCCCCCAAAGUCAGAUAGAUGGACAGCAGUGCGGAGAAUCCCGGAGCAUGCCAGGACUCCGAACAGUCCCCUGUCUGGCAUGUCGGCUGUCGUGGACUUUUCCCUGUUGGCAUCCAAUCUGCGGCACGUCUGAGGCUGGUGGUCCAUGGCCGGAGGUCUUUCUUCCAGGGGGGGUGGGGGGAAGGAAAGGCUGGAGAGACUGGAGUCAUUGGUGCGAUAUCUCCAUCCUGGCUGUUAAUGGUCGAACUAUGCAUGUGUGAUAGAGCAUGCUGUUCAUUGUGCUUGAUGGUGGCAUACUAUCUACGUCCCUAGUAUGUAUGGCAACGGCACUAAGAGCAAUCCAGACUACUACGGCCAGCCCAGCUCUGAUGCAAUAGAAGAAGACGUAAAGGAUUAGAUUUGCAAGGCAACUGAUGCCGCUAGACUAGACCAUCCUCUGCAGUCGCUACCAUCGUCCCUCCCGCACAGCAGGCACGUAACAACA
Molecule: messenger RNA, 742 nt
Organism: Aspergillus heteromorphus CBS 117.55
Lineage: Eukaryota; Fungi; Ascomycota; Eurotiomycetes; Eurotiales; Aspergillaceae
Exons: 1
Coding region: 135-518 (127 amino acids)
Source: RefSeq, a predicted model, not a curated record